GCCGACACCACCCAGACCACAUCCGCUCGCCCAUAAGCAUCACAUCUGCGAUCGCCUGCCAUGCCCAGCGACCACAGGCCCCAGGGGCAAGCCCCUGCUGCCUCCAAAAAGACAUCCUUCCAGAAGCAGAAGGAGGCAGAGGAUCUCAAGAAAAAGGUAGCUUCUGCACCUCCGCCAAGCGACCGCGAGAUCGCUGCGACUCCUCCAUGAACGCCGGCCACCUCCUCAGAGCGCCGCUCGCAAACGACCCGAGAGCACAUACCGCACACCCGAUCCUCCUCGCAGCUGCGAUCCGUCGGCACUGCCGCUGCGAGGGUCUUUGGCCAUACUAGCCCCCCUCACUGACCAUUGCACCCACCCCUCCGAGCCAGAAAGAGAUGGAGGAAACCGCGCGGGCAUAUGCCGAUUUCGUUGCCUCCUUCACCGAAGACAAUUCGCUGCCAUUUGGUGGGAAGGGCUGGGUCAAGGGCGGGACCAUCGUCCCGAGCACGCUUUCGGACCGACCUGCUUCCUCCAGCGACGCCCCCAGCCGUUCGUCGCAACUCUACCUUCAGAAGCAGCGAUUUGUGUCGGCCACGGAGAAAUCUGAGCCGCCUGCAGCUCCUGCUACAGCCGCACCGGCUUUAGACGCCUCGAAAGCGAGCAAGAAACGCAAUCUAGAUACGUUCUUGGAGGAGAUCAAGCGCGAGCAGGAGGAACAAGAGAUCCGACUAAAGUCCAAGUCAAUGCACACUGACUCUGGCGACCGGGCGUCACUCACUCUCAAGGCUGCCUUUGAGGAAAAGCCCGGGUCCCACGACAUGGGCGAUCCCGACACCACCAAUCUCUAUGUCGGCAACAUCAACCCUGCCGUCAACGAGGAGAUGCUCUGUCGAGAGUUUGCCGUCUACGGACCAAUCGCCAGUGUCAAAAUCAUGUGGCCGCGAACCCCGGAGGAGCGCGAGCGGAAUCGGAACUGCGGGUUUGUCAGCUUCAUGAAGCGCGAAGAUGCAGCCGCGGCGCUCAAGGCUUUAGACGGAAAAGAUAUUCUCGGCUACUCGAUGCGCCUCGGCUGGGGAAAGGCGAUUGCGCUUCCGCCUCGGCCCGUAUACGUGCUCGAAAAGGGCGCGCAGAAUCUCCAGACCGGACUGCCGUUCAAUGCAUCUCCAUCGACUUCCCAGCCAGGAUCCUCGCGCGCCCAGCCGCGACUGGAGGUCCAGGUUGUUCGUCCAAGUGACCACGAAACAGUGAUGCUGAUCCACCGGACCGUCGAGUUUGUGAUCCUGCACGGGCCCCUGUUCGAGGCGUUGAUCAUGGAUCGUGAACUGAACAACCCCAGGUUCACGUUCUUGUUCAAAAACGACUCAAUCGAGCAUAUCUAUUAUCGAUGGAGGCUGUUCUCUGUCCUGCAAGGCGAUGGCAAGAAUCGAUGGCGACUCGAUGCAUUUCGCAUGUUUGAUGAAGGGCCAUACUGGGUUCCGCCCGAAAUCCCCUUCGAUGACGAGUACUUUGCCGGCGACGAGUCGGAUUCCUCGGUCGACUCGGUUGAGUCGUCGUCCUCCAACAAGGCCCCUCAGCGUCGCAUGCAAAAGGGGGCACUUUUGCCUGCCCAGCGAGCCAAACUCGAACGCAUGCUGCGGAAGAUCACCAUGACUCGCGGCGAUAUUGGGCGGGCCAUGAUCUUUUGCAUCAACCACUCUGAUGCAGCGGACAAGAUUGUCGAGAUCAUCACAAAGUCGCUGAUGAUUGCUGCGACGCCAGUCUUCCCGACCAAGAUCUCACGGCUGUUUCUUGUCAGCGACAUUCUGCACAACUGCGGCACCAGUAUCCCCAAUGCUUGGAAGUAUCGCGCUGCGUUUGAGCAGCAGCUCCCGGCUAUCUUUGAGCACCUGAGCAGCGUUUGGCGCAAGAUUGGCGGCCGUCUCCGCGCCGAGCAGAUGCGAAAGGCCGUCUACAACAUCCUGAAUGUCUGGGAAGACUGGAUGAUCUUUAGCAAGGAGUACACCGAUCAGCUGCGCUCCAUGUUUACGUACAAGGCCGUCGAAGACGAGGAACCACCCCAGGCCAUGAGCGACGGAUUCCAGAGCCGCCUGAAGGAGCAGCAGAGCAUGAAGAUUGGCGUCUGGGCCAUGGGCGACGACGAUUCGGCAUCGAAGGCGGAGGGCUCGCCAGCGUCCAAGUGGAAGCCCGUAGAGCCGGCGUCCGAGGGCUCUGCCGCUGGUGGAGGGUUCAAACCCAGCAAGUGGAAGUCGGUCGAUAGCGAUGUCUCGCAAGGCGGUACUCCGCAGAGCCGCCAAGACACGCCGGCAGCAGCCACGACCGAGACAGCCGCGGAACUCGCCACGGAUGAAGAUGAGGACGACGAAGACAUUGACGGCGUGCCCCUGAACCUGCACCAAGCCGCCAAGACACACGAUGAUGCCUCCCUGCCUCGCAAGGGCUGGGUGCCUCUGACCGACCUGCGGUGAGGCCUGCAGCCGUCCUGCGAUUGAACAUGGCGGAUGCAGGCUCGUGUUCGGCACGCCGGCAGCAUGCACCUUUUCAAUACACUGACUUAUGGCG
Polychytrium aggregatum is the source of this 2541-nucleotide messenger RNA. RefSeq lists its product as uncharacterized. The record is from RefSeq and is a predicted model, not a curated record. Lineage: Eukaryota; Fungi; Chytridiomycota; Chytridiomycetes; Polychytriales. Gene Ontology annotation, cellular component: nucleus. The transcript has 8 exons. Gene Ontology annotation, biological process: RNA processing. Gene Ontology annotation, molecular function: RNA binding. Bases 378 to 2447 code for a protein of 689 amino acids.